Messenger RNA from Pelmatolapia mariae (spotted tilapia), 3207 nucleotides. RefSeq names its product junction plakoglobin b (gene jupb). Gene Ontology annotation, biological process: positive regulation of transcription by RNA polymerase II; cell-cell adhesion; canonical Wnt signaling pathway. The record is from RefSeq and is a predicted model, not a curated record. The coding region runs from base 940 to 3204 and encodes 754 amino acids. The transcript is spliced from 20 exons. Lineage: Eukaryota; Metazoa; Chordata; Actinopteri; Cichliformes; Cichlidae. Gene Ontology annotation, cellular component: catenin complex; nucleus; cytoplasm. Gene Ontology annotation, molecular function: protein phosphatase binding; alpha-catenin binding; nuclear receptor binding.
CUCUUCACUGACUCGCUCCUCUUCUAUGACGCCGUAGCAGCCGAGCCUCUGCCGGUUCGCUCCCCUCACUGUGCAUAGCUGGCUGCGUGCUGCACAUCGCCUUCAUCGGGAGACAAAGCGAGGCAGAGGUAACACAGGAGCGAAUCUACACCUGUCUGUGGAUUUAAAGAGCGACGAAGAGGAUUUGAAAUUGUCAGUGCUGCGACAGGGAUCCGCUCCACACCGCUGGUCAGAUAAGAGAUCCCAGUGGGAACAGGUGUUGCUCCUGACUCACGUGAACUUGUGCAAACAUCAGUGCAGGAGAGCUGGAAGUGCACGCAGCCCGAACUCUUCUGCAGGGAGUGUCUGCUCAUAGAGGUGGGAUCCUUGUGGCUGGCCCAGACUUGAAGGACGUACAAAGUUCUGGUAAGGUGCCAAGGUGCUGUGAGCAGAGGCUUCAGGAACCGAGCCAAAGGACUGUUGUCACGGCAUGGAUGAGUUUGAUAAUCCCGUACCGUCUGUGUUGCAAGAAAUGCUUUCUACAUGUGAGGGGUUUUCGUCUACUACCAUUAGCCUUGACUUCCCUUGUCUGUGAUCCAGUUCUGGUUGACGGCGUUGACAUCUACACCUUUUGCCAUGACACAGAAAUGGCUCAUCGCUGACAAGAGAAAGAAGUCCAAAACUGACCUCACAAGUGUUCCCAUGGAGAUGCAGGCAGAUGGCAGAUGUGUUAAACCAAGAUCAGCGGGAACACCACAUCCAGCUGCCGCUCAAUGAGGCACAGGAGCAGGAAGUUGCCCUGCGAAGGGAGGAAAUGGCACAGGCCACAGUCUUCAACCAGGCAUUCCUCAGUGUGCUUUGAAACCUCGCACGAGCAAUGGAUGGCCACUCAAGUUUCACCUCACCCCUUAACUUUCCACAUUGGAGGUGAGAGGUCAGUGAAAGCAGCAGUACCAGUGGAUGGAGAUGAUGUCCAUGCAAAUGAGUGAGGCAGACAGCGUGGUGAAGGUGGCAGAGUGGCAGCAGACUUACUAUGCCACAGACUCUGGCAUCCAAUCGGGAGCUACCACAGUGCAGGAUGACGAGAGCAGCACUGAGUAUAGUGGCAACAAGAAGUACACAAACAGUACUACAACCGGCACUGGCUCUGUACCUGUUAAGGCCACAGUGGGGGGAGGUGGAGACUCAGCAUUCAGUGGAGUAGACAGCCCAACAGAUUUAGAAGCUCAGUACUCUCUUACCCGGGCUCAGCGGGUCAGGGCUGCCAUGUUUCCAGAGACUCUGGUAGAAGGGGAGGCAGCCAUGCCUGUCCAGUCAGAUCCCUCACAGCAGAGCAAUGUGCAACGACUGGCUGAACCUUCUCAGCUGCUAAAGACAGCUCUUGUCCACCUGAUAAACUACCAAGAUGAUGCUGAACUGGCCACGAGGGCAGUGCCAGAACUCACCAAGUUGUUGGGAGACGAGGAUCCGGUUGUCGUGAACAAGGCGGCCAUGAUUGUCAACCAGCUAACCCGUAAGGAGGCCAGUCUCCGUGUGCUGGUGCAGUCUCCAGCCAUGGUGGCUGCCGUGGUGUGUGCCAUGACGACAGCAACUGACAUGGAGACGGCACGUUGCACAGCCAGUGUGCUUCACAGCCUAUCGCACCAGAGGGAGGGACUGCUGGCCAUAUUCAAGGCUGGAGGGAUACCAGCACUGGUCCGAAUGCUAAGUUCACCAGUAGAAUCAGUCCUAUUUUACGGAAUUACCACUCUUCACAACCUGCUGCUGCAUCAAGAGGGAGCUAAGAUGGCUGUGCGUCUUGCUGAUGGCCUGCAGAGAAUAGUUCCCUUAUUGAAAAAGAGCAACCCAAAGUUUUUAGCCAUUACUACAGAUUGUCUGCAACUCCUGUCCUACGGAAACCAGGAAAGCAAGCUGAUUAUUCUAGCCAAUGGGGGUCCAGAGUGUUUGGUUUUCAUCAUGAGAAACUACAACUAUGAGAAGCUGCUCUGGACCACAAGUCGUGUUCUUAAAGUGCUGUCUGUCUGUCCCAGCAACAAACCAGCUAUAGUAGAAGCUGGAGGCAUGCAGGCUUUGGGGCAGCAUCUUACAGGGUCUAGCCAGCGUCUGAUCCAGAACUGUCUGUGGACACUCCGUAAUCUGUCAGAUGCAGCAACCAAACAGGAGGGAUUAGAUGGUCUGCUGCAGAUACUGGUCACUCAGCUGGGCUCAGAUGAUGUGAACAUGUUAACCUGUGCCACCGGCAUUCUGUCCAACCUGACAUGCAAUAACUCACGCAACAAGACACUGGUGACUCAGUAUGGUGGAGUGGAGGCAUUGAUCCAUGCUGUGCUUCGUGCUGGGGAGAAGGAGGAUGUUGCUGAACCUGCGGUCUGCGCCCUGCGGCAUCUCACCUCCCGCCACCAAGAUGCCGAGCUAGCCCAGAAUGCUGUGCGUCUGCACUAUGGUAUCCCAGCUAUUGUUAAACUACUGGGCCAGCCCCACUACUGGCCUGUAGUAAAGGCCACAGUUGGACUCAUCCGGAAUCUGGCACUGUGCCCAGCUAAUCAGGCAUCACUGAGAGAGGCAGGUGCAAUUCCACGACUGGUGAACCUGCUGCUCAAAGCUCACCAGGAUACACAAAGACAUGCUUCCUCUACACAGCACACAUACCAGGAUGGCGUUCGCAUGGAGGAAAUAGUAGAGGGCUGCACAGGAGCGCUUCAUAUUUUGGCCAGAGACCCUAUAAACAGAGGAGAGAUUGCCAGCAUGCAGACCAUACCACUGUUUGUACAGCUGCUGUAUUCAUAUGUGGAGAAUGUGAAAAGAGUGUCUGCAGGAGUACUGUGUGAGCUAGCCCUGGACAAACACUCUGCAGAGCUCAUAGAUGCAGAAGGAGCAUCAGCACCACUCAUGGAGCUGCUGCACUCAAACAACGAGGGAAUUGCUACCUAUGCCGCAGCAGUGUUGUUCCGCAUUUCGGAAGACAAGAGUUCCGACUACAGGAAGAGAGUGUCAGUGGAGCUUACACAUUCGCUGUUCAAGCAUGACCCUGCUGCCUGGGAAAUGGCUCAUACUGCAGUUCCUUUGGAGCCUACAUAUCUUCCAGAUGAGUUAGAUGACUCUUACCCCCCAUAUGGCUAUGCCGAUCUGCCACUGGACACCCUGCCGCUAGACCCCGACCUCCAUGAGCCCUACAUUCCUGACAUGACUUAUGAUCCAAGACAGACCUACCCUGAGCCACUCUAACAG